Calliphora vicina (urban bluebottle blowfly) is the source of this 2611-nucleotide messenger RNA. RefSeq names its product brother of odd with entrails limited (gene bowl). The record is from RefSeq and is a predicted model, not a curated record. Gene Ontology annotation, molecular function: RNA polymerase II transcription regulatory region sequence-specific DNA binding; DNA-binding transcription factor activity, RNA polymerase II-specific. Bases 220 to 2436 code for a protein of 738 amino acids. Gene Ontology annotation, biological process: embryo development; regulation of transcription by RNA polymerase II; embryonic hindgut morphogenesis. Gene Ontology annotation, cellular component: nucleus. NCBI's taxonomy places the organism in Eukaryota, Metazoa, Arthropoda, Insecta, Diptera, Calliphoridae. The transcript has 2 exons.
UGCCAUUAUGUGGAUUGUAGUAUGAUCCGCUAAAUAUUAUGCCCACUGACAACAACCUACUAACACAACAACAACAGCAUUUUAACAGCUUAACACAUGAAUCUCAAUUGGAUAAACUGAAACUAGGAACUCUACUCUCAACAUCCAGCAUUAAAACAUUAAAUUUGAAUUACUACUUAAUUAAUUAUUUCAUAAAAGAAAACAAAUUCCUUAAGCAUAAUGUCCAAUAAUAAUCCCUCUAAUUCGGCAUUUGUGCCGGUAUUGCCCUCACAUCGUAAUGUUUUAAGGGGGCCUGGCUCCCUUUAUGCGGGCAUGAUGGAGGCCGAGGCUAACAAGGAUCCCAAUAAACGGGGUUCAAAUUUUGAAAUCAUGGCUAUGAUGGCGGACAAACGUAAAGAGCUGGCUCUACGAGAGGCUGCUGUAGCGGCUGCCAUGUUAAUGCCUCGCCCUGGUCAAGUGCCUCCUCAAGGGGUACCAGGUUCCGUUAUGUAUCCCCCACCUUAUAUGGGUGGUCCCGGCCCCUCACCCACUGGAGCGGGUAGUUUUACGUUUCCACCGGGCGCGGCUGCCCUGUUUCCUCCCGGUAUGCCACCCAGCAUGCAUGCUGGCUUAGAUAGACGUCUUCUGCGUGCUCCUGGUAGAGCUUCAAGGCCUAAGAAGCAAUUUAUUUGUAAAUUUUGUAAUCGUCAAUUCACCAAGUCCUAUAAUCUACUAAUCCAUGAAAGAACUCACACCGAUGAAAGGCCCUAUUCAUGUGAUAUUUGUGGCAAGGCUUUUAGGCGACAGGAUCAUUUAAGAGAUCAUAGAUAUAUACACUCCAAGGAGAAACCCUUCAAAUGCACCGAAUGUGGCAAAGGUUUUUGUCAAUCCCGCACCUUGGCCGUUCAUAAAAUACUGCACAUGGAAGAAUCACCCCAUAAGUGUCCCGUAUGCAGCCGUAGUUUCAAUCAACGUUCCAACUUAAAGACUCAUCUGCUAACGCAUACCGAUCACAAGCCCUACGAAUGCAAUUCGUGUGGCAAAGUGUUUCGACGUAAUUGCGAUCUGAGGCGUCAUACCCUAACGCAUGCUGUGGGUGAUGUGCCGGGUGAAUAUGUGGAUGUGGUGGAAGAAGAGGAUGAUGCACGCAAUUUAAGUGGCGAUGAAGAAGAUUCUCUGCUCGAAGUGGACUCACCGCGUCAGUCACCCGUACAAAGACAUUUGGCGGGUUCACCCGGCCACGAAUUGGAGGCGGAAAAUGAAGCGGAUGAAGAGUUAGAGGGUGAUCAGCGUAUAUCUAUGGCUGAACGUUUGACCUUGAAGCGUAAGGCUCAGUUUGAUCGUGAGCUUUUGGAUGAAGAAUCUGACGAAGAAUUGGCUGAGGACAAUGACGAAGAGGAGGAGGAAACUGCUGAAGCUGAAGACAAUUCUGCUGUAAAAGAAGAGGUAAUGGAAAAGAAUUAUCGUAAAACUGAGCAGGAUGUGGUGGAUGGUCCAGUUAGAAAUCAAAAUCAGGGUGUUACACAUUGCCACCAUGAAGGUGGCGAACAGUAUACCAUGCGUCCCACACAAGACCAGCAAAGAGCAGCGGAAGAAUUUGCACUGCUUAAUGCAGCCAAUGGUAUUCUAACAAUGCCGCCACAACCACCAGACUAUGUAACUAUGCCUGGUAGCAGCGGGGUUAUAGCAAAUUAUAUGGGUAACAUGGCUAAUCAUUCAGCCAGAGAUUCAAAUGAUCCCUAUAUGCCUCUGUUGCAUGUACGUCGAGAUCUCCACACUAAGAAUCUAAUGCAAAGUCCUACAGAUUUAAAGGUACAAACUCAAACAGGAGCCCUGCCUACAGCAUCACUGCCAGUUAUUAUAGAUGCUACACGUAUACAAGCCCCACAGCAUCCAGCUCCCUUGCAUUCUCCUCACGAGCCUGUGCCCAGUUUUUUGGGUUCAAUACCCAUACGCAAACGGGCGUUGGGAGUAGAAUUCGAACAUAUUCACGCCUUAAGUCAAAGAGGACCUCCAUUCCCCGGUAAUGCCAAUAUUUAUGCUUUAAAUAUGUCGCGCCCGCAUUUACAUGCUUUACAAACGGCUGCCGCCGCUUCAGUUAUCAAGCUAGAGGCCUCAGUGCCGCCUUCACAUUUAGGCCCACCACCGCCUAAUAUGACCUCCAAGCCGGGACCCUAUCUACCCACCAACUACCAUCUAAACCAGCCACCACCACCAUCUUCCAGUAAAUCCACCUCUAUAGCAGAGUCUUAUUUACAUCACACUAAUCGAAAUUCUCACCAUGAAGCUACUACGUCUACACCAGCCUCUUCAGCAGCAACGAGUUCAUCAUCUCAGACCUCAAGUUCAUCGUCUGCGUUAGCGGGUCCCAGCCAUAAUCAGCCGCCAGCCAAUCUAGCGCCGCCGCCGCCUGUUAAACGUACCGGUUUUAGUAUAGAAGACAUAAUGAGACGCUAAUUUUAUAUACUUACAGACACUUAUGUAUAGUUUUGUCAGUUCAGUUAUUUAGAGAAAAUAUUAAUUAAUUGCUUAAUUAUUAUUAGAUUUUUAUUAUUUUAUUAAAUGAGUUUAAAUUUUGAUAGUUAAAAAACCACUAUUUCUAGUAGUUGCUUAAGUUAGUUUUGUAGCGGAU